Molecule: messenger RNA, 5914 nt
Organism: Amoebophrya sp. A25
Lineage: Eukaryota; Dinophyceae; Syndiniales; Amoebophryaceae
Source: the annotation of a GenBank genome assembly
GACGAAAACAUUGUGUUCUGAAGAGGCUACUUGUCAACUUGAGCAUUACAGAAGCAGGGAUGCCGCCGAUCCACCAAUAUAAAGAAAAACAACUACUAGAUAAAAUAAUGAAGAAAGCUCCUGCCGCGAAGGGUGCUUUGCAUCUUCUUUCCUAUGCCGCCGUCCCCUCGUCCACCUACAACUGAGUUCUUCCUGUGGUGCAGGGAAACAAUUUCCCUGCUCCUGCUUGUCCGUCACUGCAGUUUAGAUAGAGGCGAAGAUGACGAAAGGUGCCGUCCAUCCCAAUGGCCAGAACUUCUAUCGCGGUCUGCGACAUGAUGUGGUUUCACGGGUAGAGCGUUUGCUGGAUCAGAAUUCAUACCGACGACGUCCAGAAUGGUUGCUUUACUGUCAGAGAGUGCCACCAUUGGAAUUGACGAACUUCCCAAUGAUGGACAAGAAGAUACGCAACCCUUAUCGCGAACUCGUUGGAGAUUUGUUGAUUACGAAGUGAUCAUCUAUUAACUAAAGUGUUUCAUUGUUUCAUCUAGUAGGCUUUUUUCUCCACGAAGGAUUGAUGAAUACAGGUUACUUAAUUGUAAGAACUAUGUAUUGAUGCAGGCAUAUUUCGAAUCGUCGUGGACCUUCACGAACAUUCUAGUCAAGUCGCUUCAUCUUCUAACAUCCAAAAAUAUCCAGAUCUGCGUUUUGUUGAUGCUUUUGUAGACGGCAACGACUGGCAGCAGGGGAAUGAUGUCUACCGCAGUGACCACCCGGUGAUGCAAUUCGUCGCGAAACAACAGAGAUUGAUGAUUAAGGUUUAUAUGUACGAACAGAAUUCGGAAACAUCUGUGGUACCUGUUUCUAAAUCGAUCUGCUUAUCAUUUCGUGGAUCAUGAACAGCUUUUCUUAGGAUGGUUUAUCGCAUGUGGCAGAUGUAGCUGUAAAGGAAGUAGUGCUAAUACGUGAGAUUUGCGUUGUAGCUGAAAUUUCGUUUUACUGACGAUCAUCGUCAUUUUUCUGUAUGUGUGACAAGGGAAGGAGCCAGACUCCACCAGUUUCCACGAACUACUUAAGUCAAAGGUCGAACUUCUACACGAGAUCCCAACACCACCUGAAAGAGUUUUCCUACAACUACCUGAAAUCGGUACCCCAAAUCCUCUAACGGAAACGAGAAUCCGACAAUGAGUAAGCGUGCAGCAUUUCACGCUGUGGAGAAGGAGUUCAAAAGGAGACGGGGUGCACAAGAAAGGGAGCAUAAACUGCUGAUGGCCAUGAUGGCAGGACAAGAACGGGUUCAACCCCUUAAGGCUGUGCAUGAUUCAUCUUUGAUUGCGUCCUUGAAAAGUAUGCUCGAGCAUUCUCGUGGUAUAAUACUCUUCAAGGAUGCACUUGAAAAAGAUGGAUCUCGGAGAGGUCUAAACACCUGUUUCCACUCGCCAAGGAUGUCUUGUACGCAAAACGUGCAGAAAAUGAGGCGACUCAUUUGAGACAUAUACGAAAACACCUGUCCGACAUGAGACGGACGGAGCAAGCGAAAAACCGAACAAGACAAUCUGGAUUGGGAAACUUUUUAUGACGGACCACAGCAGAUCGACGCCUCUAUCGUUCUCCACCUCUGUCGUGCGAUUGAUUGUUUGAUUAUCUAAAACGGCUGACGAGAUUACGACUGAUUCUUGUGUUCAGCAGACCGUUUUGUCUAGGAGCUAGUAUGCUGGCUAGUGAUAGGCGCAAUGGAAUGCAAGAAGAAAAUCAUAUUCUUUGUUCAUUCGUGGUGAGAAAACAGGACAUGAUUUAAUUCGAGGCUCAUCUGAGGGAAUUAUUGUCGCGUUCUGUCCUGAAUACACUACGCUUAUGUCCGCUUCGUCCCCUAGUGUCUCUAAUCGCAGCCGACCUUGAACAAGGCAGUGAAUUUGCGCACAAUCGUGGUCGGGCAAUGCAAGUUUUUGGCUUUGAGUUGGAGCGAGCCCGCAUGAGUCUUGUUGCAAAAGUACAAAGUACCAAGAAAGAGGAGGAAGUAGCGGUCUCGGACCCGAUGGAUGAGCUGCACCCCAGUCACUCCUUAAACGCCGAAAGAAGGAAGCGCGAUCAAUUGCGAGAAAUGAGUAAGAUUAUGAAAAUGUUGCCUGUUGCGGAAAUAAUGGUUGCCAGCUCUAGCGCAUUUCAUCGUGCUGGGGUAAUCCAGUGUAUUCCAACUAGUCUUCCUAGUGUAUCACGAUGCUGAAUCAAUUACCUCCUGCUGAAUCAAUUACCCCCUGCUGAAUCAAUUACCUCCUGCUGGAAGAUGCUGCUGCGAAUUCUCCUAUCUGACUCCUGCUGGGCCAUGCCCUAUCCUAUUCUUUUCUAUGUCCUGAGCUUUGCACACUUCUAAGAAACACGAAGGUUUUGAUGGGGACGACGAUGACGACGAGGAGAGUGGUCCGAUUAAUGUGGCAGAGCGACUCUUCGGAAAGAAGAAGGCGGCCGAGCCUCAGAUCAUCGAGGAUCUUGGUCACGGUCCCGGUGGAGAGACAAUUUACUGCAUUAUCAUAAUGCUGAUUAUAGCUGUCAUGUGAAAACAGACGAAAUUACUUCCAAUAUAUAUUGCAUGGUGAUAAUGCUGACUAAAGCUGUCAUAUGAAAACAGACGAAAUUUCUUUGAAGUAUAAAAAUUUGUCUCAGCCUGUUCUAAGGAUGAGUAGAAGUAGAGGCGCAAGCGGACGAUGCAGGAGCACAGGAAAGCGAGCAGAACAGCAGGCAAGUAGAGGAGGACGGCUCGUGGAGAUCUGAAAGUUUAUGAGGUUGAGUAGCAGAAUUCAUUUUGAAAUUUGUAGGUUGCAGGACGAAGCACUUUACUAGAACUUCAUGGACUUAGAGAUAAUGUGCAAUCAAUGGAUGAUGCAUCGGCAUGACGUCAGCUGAAGUUACAAACCAAGAUGCCGAAGUUAGAGCAUUCGAAGUGCAGGAUUGUUUUUCAUCUUGUUGUUUCCUCUGUUGUUUCGCUAAACCUGUUUUUUUCUCUACAAAACAAGAUGGCGCCUCUCGGCUGCAGCAGCGUUGGUGGAUUAAUAGAGUAGUGAUCUCAAUCCUUACAUACAUUUUGAUCCUACGGCCGUGUAGCUCUAAAGACCACUCCACGCUCUGCUUUGCGCAGCUCGCAGGAGAUAGUGGAAGAGCUGGCGUCACGUGCGGCAAAUGCGACGCCAGACGAAAAAGCAGACAUCAUGAUUGUUAUGAAUAGGAAUCUAGAACGUACUAGACUUCAGCGCCCGAUAGCUCUCCCUCCACUAGAAUCCUCCACCUCCUUCGAGAAUUUCCUUCGCCAAGACGCGCCUCCCCCCGCUCCUCUUCCGCCAGCUCGCGGCGCUUUGCUGGCGAAGUGGUCCGCGCCAGAGGAGUCGGAACAGAGGCGCCGCGGAAUUUAACAGAGGAGGCCGCAGCUGUCUCUGAGAUUUUUGAGAUUUCUCAAGGUCAGGCGUGUCCGCUUUUGAGUUUCAAGGUGUGUCUGCUUUUGAAUUUAGUGCAGCGCUUUGGAUUGGGAGCCUUGAGCGCGAAGCGUCGCGCGCAAGUCUUUGGGGUGGAGACUUGGGGCGAGAUUGAUGGAAGUUUGCUCUUGGCUUGCAGCUUGAAGCCCGCGACCGUUUUCAGUGUGGAGCAGUUUUAAGCGUCGGCAAAGCGCGAGGCGUAGGGCUUCGGACUUGGCGCUUUGAUUUUGAAGCUUUGGACCUGCAGGCUGAAGCGUUGGACCCGAACGAAGUGCCGGGCUUGAAGGGUUUGGCCUGAAGUCUCGGGUCUGGGAUUUUGGGCCUAAAUUCCUCAAAUCCAAAAACUUCUGACUUUAGAGAGCUUGUCUGAAAUUCAAUCCCUUGGCUUUGAAUUUCUCAAAUCCAAAAGCCGCCGACUUUAGCAAGCUUUUCUGACGUUCAACGUCUUGGAUUUGAAUCCCUCAAAUCCAAAAACUUUGGAUUUUGACGAGCUUCGCUGGAGUUCGAUUUCUUGGAUGUUGUCAAUUAGUCAAACCCCGAGGUUUUUGACUUUAGCAAGCUUGUCCGAGAUUCAGCUUCUGGGAUUUCAAUCGCUCAAAUCCAGAAGCUGUUGACUUUGCUGAGCUUUCUCGCGAUUCAAUUUCUUGGGUGUCAAUUUCUCAAAUCCAGAAGCUUAGCUUUGACUUUAGCGAGUUUUUCUGGCGUUCAAUUUCUUGGAUUUGAAUCCCCCAAAUCCAAAAAUUUUCGAUUUUAACGAGCUUCGCUGGAAUUCAAUUUCUUGGAUUUCAAUUAGUCAAACCCCAAAAUUUUUGACUUUAGCAAGUUUCCCGAAAUUCAAUUUCUGGAAUUUCAAUCGCUCAAAUCCAGAAGUUUUUGACUUUGCCAAGCUUUCUCGCGGUUUAGUUGCUUUUUGGGCUUCAAUUCCUCAAACCCAAAAGCCUGGACUUACUUUAGCAAUUUUUUUCUGACGUUCAAUUUCUUGGGUUCGAAUCCCUCAAAUCCGAAAAUUUUCGAUUUUAACGAGUUUCGCUGGAAUUCAAUUUCUUGGAUUUCAAUUAGGCAAACCCCAAAAUUUUUGACUUUAGCAAGCUUUUCAGAAAUUCAACUUCUGGAAUUUCAAUCGCUCAAAUUCAGAAAUUUUUGAUUUUGCCAAGCUUUCUCGCGGUUCAGUUACUUCUUGUUUCAAUUUCUCAAACCCAAAAGCUUGGACUUUAGCAAGCUGGCUCGAAGACUCAGCUUCUACCCUGGAUUUCAAUUCCUCACGUUCGAAAGCUUUUGACUUUCGCAAGUUUUGCCGAGAUUCAAUCUCUUGGCUUUCAAUUUGUCAAACCCAAAAACCCUCGACUUUGCCAAGUUUUUCCGAGAUUCAAUUUCUUGGAUUUGAUUCGCGAGCUGUGGCAGAUUUGUAAACUCAUGAAUUCAGAAAUUCGUAAAUUCCUAAAUAGUUCAUAAAUUCAGAAGCUCAAAAUGAAGUUCAGAAGUUCAUGAGUUCAAAUGUGAAAGAGUGAGAGUUUGGAGCUUGGAAGUGGGAGAGUGAGAGUUUGGUGGGGUCGUUGUUGUUUUUUAAUUUAGCUCUUUAAUUCUAAUGGCACCACCAACGAGAGGACCUCGGCCAUCUAGUAAUGUGGUUUGUGUAGUUGUGCUAGCAAGGCUUAUCUAAUAAUGUAGUUUGUGUUGUACUUGGCAAUGUAAUGCAGUUUGUGUGAUACUAGCAUAAGCAACGUACUAGUUUGUGUUGUCCUAGCAAGACUUAUCUAAAAAUGUAGUUUGUGUUGUACUAGACAUGUGUAAAACACUAGACAUGUGUAAAACUUGUUCUAAUUCGCACCAAGAAGCUGAAAAGUUGCGGAGACAGACGGAGGUGCUGGAGAAGACGCUCAGUGAACGAAUUGCGAUGUUUAGCUCACAAAUAUCAAAGUUCAGGAAAAAGUAGCACCAUACCUGGGACAAGGACAAGAUUUUUUUUGAAUCGGCCUUUUGAGGAGAGGCACUUUCCUACAGAUGCCAUGUCUGCCGCGCCGUUCGAGCCUUCAAAACACUGAUCGCCCUAAACCCUAAACCCUUCUGAGGUGGACCUCGGGCGAAACGCGUCGAAGUUCGAACAGGACAGCCGUGCGGGAGUAGUGGCCGCGGAGGAGUGUAUAUAACUCAAUACUGGACUCCGGAUCUAAAAAAAAAAGUGUAGAAGAAGAGAGCAGGCCUUCUCGUGCGUCGGAGAUUCUAUCGAUGGAUGCGAAUGAGCGAACGUUUACGAAAAUACCUGACCCUGAGCGACCGUGCACCAGUCAGCUCCUUCUUAAAGUGAAAGGUAGGUAUCUUCGCGUGGUAUAUUAAUGUAAGGACCUACGAGUCAUUGGUACCAGUGCUACUCUGUCGUCGUAUGUAAAUCGGCUACCACUGCUACCCAUGACUUGCAUAUACGAGAGAUUGGAAAAAAAUAGAACUACUGAUGUCCUGCAGAAACGAGAGAU